Molecule: messenger RNA, 2300 nt
Organism: Physcomitrium patens
Lineage: Eukaryota; Viridiplantae; Streptophyta; Bryopsida; Funariales; Funariaceae
Source: RefSeq, a predicted model, not a curated record
CGCCCUUUCAAAGUCCUUUUCGCCUCCUUAUCUACACCUCGGAUCCCUGUCCCCUUCUCUCAUGGCUGAAGUUAUCCAUUUUUUCCUGAGAGCCGUGAGCAUCCGCUGUUGUGAGGUGGUACAAACGAAUUUGAUUGCUCCGUGAAUCUUCGUGAUGUGAAUGCCAACCUCCAUUUGAUCGUAUGUACACUCGAAUUCGCUGUGUGCGUAUUACUUGCUAGGUUCCACUGAAGAGCACGGCUUCUUCUUUUCGUCUGUAGCUCAAAGUGUGCUCUGCUUCUCAAUUGGCUGUGGUACUUCAUGUCUAAUACGGAAAAGACGCCAUCUCAUUCUGUUGCAUAUUUGCUCAGUGUUGGCAUCUUUGGUCAGCCUUUGAGAUCGUUGCCUGGUUUUGUUUGAGAUUUUUCCGUCUAUUUAAUCCUCUCAUUUCUGUUCAUACUCCGCUUCUUCUGGUGCUGCUUCUUUCAGCCUAACUUUGUGAGGCUUGACCUGAAGGGUCUAGGUUGGAGAUAUCUUUUAUUGCCGAUACUUCCGCCAGGUGACUGGCAUUAUGGAUUGUUGAAGUGAUGCUUCCUUACCUAAAGGAAUUGGUGAAAAUAUUUCUAGACCGAAAAAGAGAGUGAUGGAUGUGGUGGUGAGCCAAACGAUGGGCGUUGUGCUGCCUGCUCUCUCACCACCACCAGUGACGCAAAUCUUGGGAACCUCGCUACUAAGUAGCAAGCGUCUGGUAGCUGGGAGGAUUUCUUCAUCGCGGUUUCUUCAUGUGGCUGGCAAGCACGGGUUGCUGAGAGAGAACUUGCUUGUGACAUGUGCAACGGGCGAUCAAAGCAAGAGCAGUACAAUAAAUGGUUCUGCAAGUGAGGAAAUGCUAGACUACUACGAUGUUUUAGGUGUGUCUGUGAACGCCUCACCUGCGGAUAUUCGCAAAGCAUACAGACUUCUACAAAAAAAACAUCAUCCAGACGUUGCUGGCGUAGAGGGGCAUGCAAUGACACUAUUAUUGAACGAAGCAUACACAACUCUGAUGGACGUCAGUCUUCGAGGGAUUUACAAUGAAGCCCACUCUCACAAAGCGGCUAUGCGGGCAGCUGGGCACACCACGUUCACCGGAUCACCUUUCAGUCAGUGGAUAGGGCCGGAUCGGCCUCAAGGAAUCUUUGUUGAUGAAAAUGUUUGUAUCGGAUGUCGAGAGUGUACCUACGCAGCCUCUAAAACGUUCAGCAUGGAUGAUGCGGAGGGUACAGCUCGUGUGAUCAAGCAGUGGGGGGAUUCCGAACCAGUUAUUAAGGUAGCAAUAGAAACGUGUCCCGUCAACUGCAUCCAUUAUGUAGAGCGAGAAGAUUUAGCGGUGCUUGAAUAUCUUAUUCGCCCGCAACAGAAGGAAGGCAACGGUGUAUACGGUGGUGGAUGGGAUCGUCCAAAGAAUGUCUUCAUGGCUGCGCGCACAUUCAAGCGCCAAAUGGAAGAGAAGAAGUCUCGCAGUGCCCGGUCUACAGCGACGGAAACACCUGCGCAAAAGCAGGCUCGCCAGGAAGCAGAAUUAAAGAUGAAGGCAGGAGCAUUUUGGAGGUUUUGGUCAUGGAGUUCGCGACCUAUGCCAUGGCAGCAGAAUGCACCGUCGAAUCCAGAAAACAAUGCUGAGAAUUAUGAAUGGCCCUGGAAAGGUUUAUUUGGUCGUUCUUCCACAUCGGAACUACUGAGUAUCCUUAUUCUUGAAGCAGAACAAUCUAAGGUUACUUCUUUAGUUCAAGACUGGGCUACUACUUUUGCAUCGUCAAGUGAGAUACCUCUUCCAAUGCCAUUCCGAACAGACUUGCUGCCGAAUGGAGUUCGACUGACCCUCGUCACAGCUGAAAACGGCAUGCUAUCAUCUAUAGGGGCACUGGUGGCUACGGUUGAACAAACGCUCGAUGACACCAAAAAUAUUGAAAAUGUCGCCUUGGAUGAACCAUUUGGUGCCGAAAUUGAAGCAAGGUUCAUGUUCAUAGUUAGAAGGGAAGGGGUCACAGGAACUGGGGCAUUACCUGGCGAGGGGCGUAUUCUGAAGCUAAUAAAAGAAGUGAUAUCUGGUCGAGAUUCUUCUUACUCUGCGUACAGCAUACCUCGGAACUAAGAUGAUGAAGGGACUUACGAUUGAUCGAUCCCAUACCCCGCCAUAAUCUGUCGACUACAUCUGUGUAGGUACCAAUUCUUGAGAUCAUUAGAUGAUGUUCCAAUUGUAACACGAUUGUAUAAUAUAGCGUCUUUUUGGAGGUACGUCAAUUAUGCAAUGGAUGAGAUUCACCCCGUCUUUUGAACCA